AUGGCGGAAUGCGAGGUCGUUGAAUACCGGUACUACUAUCCGCCGGGUGUGCAACGAAUGGUUGCAUGCGGAACCAGCGCUUUCAUCGGGGAGGUCGACGAUUCGACCGUUUUGAAAUACCCACUGGAGCCUGGCGGCGACCUGACCCGACUUGAGCUUGAACACCAGAUCCCCACCGUGGUCGGUCGACAUCCCCGCAUUGUUACGCACAAGGGAUACACAGAGGCUGGUCUCCAUCUCGAGCGUGUCGCCAACGGAACAAUCCAUGACUUCCUGUCUGCGUCAGAUCAUCCCAGGCCAUCUCUUCAGCAGAGGUUGGCAUGGUGUCGAGAACCGUCCGAAGCAGUAGAUCAUAUCCAUUCGCGGAGGGUGCUCCAUUGCGAUAUCCAGCCUACCAACGUGCUGGUGGACAGCGAGCUGCAUCUAAAGCUAGCCGAUUUCCAAGGACAGCACCUUUCGGAGGACGGUGAUGUUAUUCUGGAUGGCUGUAGCUGCGAGCCAUGCCGGUAUCUCUGUCCUCGAGAGGAUGAAUUCGCUGCCGACUUCACAACGGAUAUUUUUGCCCUUGGAUCCACCGUGUAUUUCAUCAUGACUGGGGAGGAACCUUUUUCGGAUAUCGUCAGCGGAGACCCUGGCUGGCAUGAGGAGGUCAAAUCUCGUUUUGCGAGGGGCAUCUUCCCGCAAGAAUCUUCUGUCUGUAAUGGCAUUCUACAGAAAUGUUGGAAGCAACAGUAUUGCUCUGCUACGGAGAUUAUCGAGGACAUCCUACUAGUGGUUGAAAAUAGUGGGCUGCAUUGA
Molecule: messenger RNA, 798 nt
Organism: Diaporthe citri
Lineage: Eukaryota; Fungi; Ascomycota; Sordariomycetes; Diaporthales; Diaporthaceae
Exons: 1
Coding region: 1-798 (265 amino acids)
Biological process (GO): intracellular signal transduction; protein phosphorylation
Cellular component (GO): nucleus
Molecular function (GO): protein serine/threonine kinase activity; ATP binding
Source: RefSeq, a predicted model, not a curated record